Messenger RNA from Linum tenue, 544 nucleotides. The record is from the annotation of a GenBank genome assembly. Lineage: Eukaryota; Viridiplantae; Streptophyta; Magnoliopsida; Malpighiales; Linaceae.
GAAAAUCACCACCGAGUCCAAAACCUCCUCUCAAAAUCAAAAGCCCCUUCCUCCAUCAGAAAAGUGCCGCUGCCUUGGACGGAAUAUGGCUGCUACUGUUGCUGCUCUGAAAUCAACCACCGGGACUUGCUUCCAUCAGAUUAAGAAAUCGGAUGCCCAUUUCUUACCUUCGCGCAGGCCAGGCUCCGUUUCAGUCAGGAUACUCCGUCGUCAGUCGCCAAUGGCAACUCUCACCGCAGCGCCCACUGUUGGCCUAGCCCAAACUUUCUCCAAUCUCAAAAGCCAAGGCAAAGUGGCAUUCAUCCCAUACAUAACUGCUGGUGACCCUGACCUUUCAACCACAGCGGAGGCUUUAAAGGUGCUGGAUAAGUGUGGUUCUGACAUAAUUGAGCUUGGUGUUCCAUACUCUGAUCCUCUUGCUGAUGGCCCAGUUAUUCAGGCAGCAGCUACGCGCUCCUUAGCAAGAGGAACUAACUUCGACUCGAUCCUGUCCAUGUUGAAGAAGGUAAGGCUGCCUACUUCUAGAUCUUGGUAUCAUUUGCAG